UCUUCUCUCUCUCUCCCCUCUAAAUAUAUACAGACAUAAAUUGAGAUACUCUCUCAUUCUCCAUCGUCCAUUCUGAAUUUCUAGGGUUUCCCACUCUCCUCCACCUUGAUUUCUCCCACCUCUCUUCAAAUUCUCCAUUUCUUGGUUUUUUAUUUUUUUUUGUUGUAGCAGAUGUUGAGGUUGAGAUUGUAGAAAUAGAGUUGGAGAAUUGAGGGGGUGGUGAUUAAAUACAAUGCGGUUGUUUUCGUCGAGCUCGAGCGCUGCAAAGGAGCAGAAUAAUGGAACAAAGAGUCGGGUGUUCUUGUAUCUCAAUGUAUAUGAUCUUACUCCUAUAAACAACUACCUUUACUGGUUUGGCCUCGGAAUCUUCCAUUCGGGCAUUGAAGUACAUGGUAUGGAGUAUGGAUAUGGAGCACAUGAAUACCCAACUAGUGGAGUGUUUGAGGUGGAACCAAGAAGUUGCCCGGGCUUUAUCUUCAGACGGUCAGUCAUGUUGGGCAGCACUGACAUGUCUCGUGCAGAAUUUCGGUCAUUCAUGGAGCACCUUUCUGGAAAAUAUCAUGGGGAUACUUAUCAUUUGAUUGCUAAAAAUUGCAACCAUUUUACUGAUGAAGUUUGCCUUCGUCUCACUGGCAAGCCUAUUCCUGGAUGGGUGAAUCGAUUAGCCCGAUUCGUUUCAGGUUCAUUUUGCAAUUGUCUGCUGCCGGAAAGUAUUCAAGCUACGGCAAUUAGACAUCUACCCGAUCAUCCUAUCUAUUCUGAGGAUGAGUCAGCUUCCUUGGUGUCAUCUGCGUCAGGAGAGAGCGAAGAGGAGGAGCCAGAUCAUCACCUACUGACUGGAGCAAAUGGUGAAAUGGCAUUUGUAAAGGAAAAACCAGUGAAGCUAGCUAAGGAUCUUCUGUAAUUUUUCUCUUACAAUUUCUUAAUUGCUAUUUUGGGUCUGUUGGUUUGUAAAAGUAGUAUAUCAGUAAACAUGUAAUCUCAAUUUAGUUGUCUAAGGCUCUAAGCCUUGUUAUGUUUCCUGGUAUGAUUAGCGGGCCCGAGAAUCAAGACUAGGCUGUUACCUACAUUCUUUCCAUGUGUAUGAUUAAGCUUUUGCCUUCUCCUUUUUCUUUCCA
Vitis riparia (riverbank grape) is the source of this 1118-nucleotide messenger RNA. RefSeq names its product deSI-like protein At4g17486. Gene Ontology annotation, biological process: protein deubiquitination. The record is from RefSeq and is a predicted model, not a curated record. Lineage: Eukaryota; Viridiplantae; Streptophyta; Magnoliopsida; Vitales; Vitaceae. Gene Ontology annotation, molecular function: deubiquitinase activity. The transcript has 5 exons. Bases 233 to 904 code for a protein of 223 amino acids.